Molecule: messenger RNA, 4966 nt
Organism: Toxotes jaculatrix (banded archerfish)
Lineage: Eukaryota; Metazoa; Chordata; Actinopteri; Toxotidae
Gene: oplah
Product: 5-oxoprolinase, ATP-hydrolysing
Exons: 28
Coding region: 146-4087 (1313 amino acids)
Biological process (GO): glutathione metabolic process
Cellular component (GO): cytosol
Molecular function (GO): 5-oxoprolinase (ATP-hydrolyzing) activity
Source: RefSeq, a predicted model, not a curated record
UGCUGUCGUAACGUGACCGAGCAGAGACAAGUGAAGUGAGGUGGAUCUGACAGUCACCGGAUUAUCAAAGAUUAACAGCGCAGCACCGGCGGACAGACUCCACUCAGUCCCAGAUUCAGGAGAAGCUGCUUUGUCUCUUUUCACUAUGGCUGAGACUAAGGGGAAAUUCGACUUUGCCAUCGACCGGGGUGGCACCUUCACCGACGUGUUUGCCCGGCUGCCCGACGGUCGCGAGAGGGUCCUGAAACUGCUGUCUCGAGACCCCCAGAACUACAAAGACGCACCCACUGAGGGGAUCCGCAGAGUCCUGGAAGAGGAAACAGGGCGGGCCUUCCCUCGCGACCAGCCCGUAGACACCUCCCUAAUUGGCUGGAUCAGAAUGGGCACGACGGUGGCGACCAACGCUUUGCUGGAGCGAGAAGGAGAAAGGACCGCUCUCCUGGUCACGAAGGGCUUCAAGGACCUGCUGCACAUUGGCACACAGGCCAGGCCAAAGCUCUUUGAUUUGGAGGUUGCAGUGCCCGAGGUGCUGUAUGAGGAGGUAAUAGAGGUGGAUGAGCGAGUCGUCCUUAGGCAGGAUGGCUGCCAGCUGCCCAGGAAGGAUCCCAAAUGUAUUGUCACAGGCAGUACCGGGGAUUCUCUGGAGGUGUGGAGGGAGCUGGAUCUUGAGCGUGUGGAAAAAGACCUAAGAGGAGUUCUGUCUCGCGGGAUCACCAGUCUGGCUGUCCUCCUGCUGCACUCAUACACAUGGUCCGAUCAUGAGAAAGCGGUGGGCGCUCUGGCGCGUCGUCUGGGCUUCGCCCAGGUGUCUCUGUCCAGCGAGGUCAUGCCCAUGGUGCGGGCGGUGCCUCGGGGCUACACCGUCUGCGCUGACGCUUAUCUCACACCCAAAAUUCAUCAGUAUUUAAAAGGCUUCACCUCUGGCUUUAAGGGUGGUCUGAAGGAUGUGGACGUGUUGUUCAUGCAAUCGGAUGGCGGUCUGACUCCCAUGGAACAGUUCUGCGGUUCGCGGGCCAUUCUGUCUGGCCCAGCCGGGGGUGUGGUGGGAUACGCCAUCACCUCUUAUAGCCAGAUGGAGAAAAAACCUGUGAUUGGCUUUGACAUGGGUGGAACCUCCACAGAUGUGAGCCGAUAUGCUGGCCAGUAUGAGCAUGUGUUUGAGGCUACCACAGCCGGAGUCACCCUGCAAGCACCUCAGCUGGACAUCAACACCGUGGCAGCAGGAGGAGGGUCACGACUCUUCUUCAGAUCAGGGAUGUUUGUGGUUGGACCAGAGUCUGCAGGUGCGCACCCAGGACCUGCAUGCUACAGAAAAGGUGGCCCUCUGACUGUGACUGAUGCUAACUUAGCCCUGGGACGACUCCUUCCUUCCUUCUUCCCAAAGAUCUUUGGGCCCGGUGAGAACGAACCUCUGUCCUUGGACGAGACCAUGAAGCAUUUCCGUCAUCUCACCCAAGAGAUCAACCUCUUCUUGUCUUCUAACCAGUCACAGAAGGUUAGCGCAAAUGGGGCUAACCACUCGCACAACAGCACGUUGCCAAACAGCCAAUCAGAGAUGAGCAUGGAGGAGGUGGCCAUGGGAUUCAUUCGUGUCGCUAAUGAGGCCAUGUGCCGGCCAAUCAGAGCUCUGACACAGGCCAAGGGCCAUGAUACAUCUCAACAUGUGUUGGCAUGUUUCGGGGGUGCAGGUGGCCAACAUGCUUGUGCUAUCGCUCGAGCCCUGGGGAUGAAGACUGUCUUUAUACAUAAGUACAGCGGCGUGCUGUCUGCCUACGGUCUGGCUCUGGCUGACGUGGUGGAGGAGGUGCAGGAGCCAUGCUCACUGCAGUAUGAACAGCAUUGUUUCAGCAAGCUCGACCAAAGGGUGGAGCAGCUCUCAAAACGCUGCCACGACACGCUUUGUGCACGUGGCUUCACCAGCAGUCAGAUAGCUACUGAGGUUUUCCUCCACCUGCGUUAUGAGGGCACCGACUGCGCUCUCAUGGUUACUGCUGCCGGUCACCCCACCAACGCCCAGUCCUGUCGAGCUGGAGACUUCCGCAGUGCCUUCACCAAGCGUUACCUGAAGGAAUUUGGAUUCACCAUUCCAGACAGACCUAUCAUGGUUGAUGACAUCAGAGUCAGGGGUUGUGGAAAGUCUGGUAUCAAAUCGGUUCAUAAAGCAAAGACGGGACCCUGUCAGGCCAAACCUGUCACGAUGACCAAGUGUUACUUUGAGGAUGGUUACCUGGACACCAGUGUGUAUCUAUGGGAGGAGCUGCCAUGUGGUCACAGCAUCCAGGGACCAGCCAUCAUCAUUGACAAAAACAGCACCAUCCUGGUGGAGCCGUGCUGUGAGGCCCGUCUGACAGAGGGGGGCGAUGUUUGCAUGACUGUAGGCUCUGACCCUCACUGUGCCCUCGGCACCGAGCUCAACACUGUGCAGCUCUCCAUCUUCUCCCACCGCUUCAUGAGCAUAGCAGAGCAGAUGGGCAGAGUUCUCCAAAGAACCUCCAUCUCCACCAACAUCAAGGAACGUCUCGACUUCUCCUGCGCCGUGUUUGGACCAGACGGCGGUCUGGUGUCCAACGCCCCUCACAUCCCUGUCCACCUGGGUGCCAUGCAAGAGACUGUGCAGUACCAGAUCAGAUCACUGGGGAACAAACUGAAAGAAGGGGAUGUGAUUCUGAGCAACCACCCGUGUGCUGGGGGCAGUCACCUUCCAGACCUCACAGUCAUUACACCAGUGUUUAGAGAAGGGGUGGGCCGGCCGGUGUUCUUUGUAGCCAGCAGAGGGCACCAUGCCGACAUCGGAGGCAUCACUCCAGGCUCCAUGCCCCCCCAUUCCACCUCCCUUCAGCAGGAGGGUGCUGUCUUCACUUCCUUCAAGCUCGUCACUGGCGGGGUCUUCCAGGAAGAGGCUGUAACUGAAGCUCUGAUGGCUCCGGCCCAGUACCCAGACUGCUCUGGGACUCGUAAUCUCCAUGACAACCUGUCAGACCUGCGGGCUCAGGUGGCAGCCAAUCAGAGAGGCAGCCAGCUGGUGGGGGAGUUGAUUGACAGCUAUGGGCUGGCUGUGGUACAGGCCUAUAUGGGGUACAUUCAAAGUAACGCAGAGCUGGCAGUGAGGGACAUGCUGAAAGACUUUGCACGUCGUCGACGGCAACAGACUGGCUCUUUGGAGGUGGAGUCGGAGGAUUUCAUGGAUGAUGGGACGCCAAUCAGAUUGCGAGUCCAGAUUAAUGAAGAAGAGGGCAGUGCGGUUUUUGACUUCACAGGGACUGGGACAGAGGUGUGGGGGAACUGCAACGCUCCACGGGCCAUCACCCUCUCUGCGCUCAUCUACUGCCUGCGCUGCAUGGUCGGACAGGACAUCCCCCUCAAUCAGGGCUGUCUUGCACCGAUCAAAGUCAUCAUACCCCCUGGCUCGAUCCUUCAGCCCUCCCAGAAUGCUGCUGUGGUCGGAGGAAAUGUUCUCACAUCCCAGAGAGUGGUUGACGUCAUCUUUAAGGCGUUUGAGGUGUGCGCCGCCUCACAGGGCUGCAUGAACAACAUUUCAUUUGGCAGCGAAAGGAUCGGUUACUAUGAAACAGUUGCCGGGGGAGCGGGGGCCGGGCCAGGCUGGAAAGGGCGGAGUGGAGUUCACAGUCACAUGACCAACACCCGCAUCACUGACCCUGAGAUUCUGGAGAAGAGGUAUCCAGUGAUUUUAGAGCAGUUCUCUCUGCGGCCCGCCUCAGGAGGUGCAGGGAAGUACAACGGUGGAGACGGUGUGAUCCGGAAACUUUUGUUCAGGAACAAAGUGGUUCUGUCUGUAUUGACAGAGAGGCGAUCCACUCACCCCUAUGGCCUCCAAGGGGGUGAGGAUGGUGCAGCAGGGCUGAACCUGCUCCACAGGGCGGAUGGCAGAAUCCUCAACCUGGGAGCCAAAACCAGCGUCACCCUUCAGCCCGGGGACAUGUUCUGCCUCUACACUCCUGGAGGAGGAGGAUAUGGAAAAGAAGAGGAAACCAGCAGCAGACCUCAGAGCAAGCGCAGGCGCUUGAAUGAGGCUUUCCUUGAGAGGGGCAGCGUAUUCGAAUACCGUAUGGCGCAGGAGGGAGUGUGAGGAGAAACAAGAAAGCGAAAGAGAGUUAAGCCAGAGGAGAGGAGGAGGAGAAACAUGGGGAAAUUACAGGAACACAAGCACAGAGAAAGGUGGAAAACACAGAUGGAAAGAUUCUUUGAUAUGAGCGAGGAAGGCAGUGGUAGCAACAAUCGUAUGGUCAUACUAUGAGAAAUAAAGACCUAGACGUAGGCGAGCAAAUUUUUUUUUUUACCAGUUUCUGCUCGUACUAACAGCAUCAAUAGUCAGCACCACAGGGACAUGCAACAUUCUUUUGCAGUACUAUCUGUGUGCUAACAGAUAUUUCAUAGACCUUUAACACAGAGAAGUGUCAUAUUUUCAGAGUUAAUGAAAAAUACUGUAACUCUGUGCUUCCAUUAGCAGGCAGUGACUUAAUACUAACAGCUCAGGUUAAAGUUAAACCUGUCUACAACAAACUAUAUAUGGGCACCAAAAUUGUUUCUGUGAUUGUGUUGUUUGGUUAAGUGUAACAUUCCUCUUGUUGCCUGGAAUGUUUUUCUUGAGCGUGUUUAAUAGUCCCAUUUUGAUAAAAACAUAUUGCAGGGUACAUUUCCAAGAACCCGUAUUUUAUGGAGACCCCAGAUCUGCCAUUGUAAGUUAGACAUAGUGUGUAUUUUUUUGCCUACUGAAUCGUUUUCCAGUUUUGACAUUAGAUAAAGUCGACCUGUUUUAACUUGAACAACCACUUAUCUAACAACUCGAUAACAUGGUUACUCUUCUUCUGUUAUUUUAACAGGACAGACAAAUACACCCUGUUUCUACUAAUGAGAUUAGUCUCCUUUCUCUCUUUUUUCCCCUGAUCAUGUCUUUAAAAGAAAACAGUAGUUUCACAUUUCCUGUGUAGGACAGGAGGAAUCUGUU